Messenger RNA from Oncorhynchus keta (chum salmon), 4817 nucleotides. Its product is annotated as vesicle-associated membrane protein 4-like. Gene Ontology annotation, biological process: Golgi ribbon formation; vesicle-mediated transport. The record is from RefSeq and is a predicted model, not a curated record. NCBI's taxonomy places the organism in Eukaryota, Metazoa, Chordata, Actinopteri, Salmoniformes, Salmonidae. Gene Ontology annotation, cellular component: membrane. The transcript is spliced from 9 exons. Bases 351 to 815 code for a protein of 154 amino acids.
GCUUCCUGGUCUGUGGUCAGCUGAUCAGAGAGAGUAGGGAGGAUUGGGAAAAGCAUCUCUGUAGCAACCAUCCUCAAUUGGAUUUUUUUUGUUGUUGUAACAUUUCUUUUAGAACGCAAAAUAGAACAUUGUGAGCCUGUAUUUAUUAACGAAGAUAAACUAAGUUUGUUUGGUCGUCUGUAUGCAAGAUUGCGAAUCUAGCAGUUGCCUGAGAUAGAGCUCUGACCCCUGCCACUCUCUCCUCUAUUUACCGGAACGUUCCGCUCCUGGCCAUGGAACGUCCCUUUACCAACUGCCCUGCCAGAAGGAGACGCUGAGAUAAGCAACAGUUUCAGUCUGAGCUGGAUUCAAUGAGGGAGCCAGAGCGGGAGGAGCAACCUGAAGACGCCAUCAUGCCUCCCAAAUUCAAACGACACCUCAAUGAUGAAGAGGUCACGGGAUCCAUAUGCAGCGAGAGGAGGAACCUGCUGGAGGAAGACUCUGAUGAAGAGGAGGACUUCUUCCUGAGGGGACCAACUGGACCCAGAUUUGGAGCUGGAAGUGACACAAUCAGACAAGUGCAGUCGCAGGUUGAUGAGGUCAUCGAUGUGAUGCAGGAGAACAUCUCCAAGGUGAUCGACAGGGGAGAGCGACUUGAGGACCUGCAGGACAAGUCAGAGAGCCUAUCAGACAACGCUUCAGCCUUUAGCACCAGAGCCAAGCAGCUGCACAGGAGGAUGUGGUGGAGAGAUAUGAAGAUGAAGGCCAUCAUAGCUCUGGUGGUGGUCGUUCUGCUACUUAUCAUCAUCAUUCCAGUGAUAUUGCGGUAUCGCUAGUGUCGCCAGGAGGAGGAAGAAUAUCUCCUCAUCUUCCUCCCAUUCUCCUGCACACAGUCCUCCACAUCAGCCAGGGGCCACCACCCAGCCUCCCAGACCCCUGCUGUACCAGCCUGUGUGGCUCUGGGUAGAAGUUGCUCUUAACUACAGAUCUAGGAUCAGCUCACCCUCUUCCAAUGCUAACCUUUUACCGUUAGGUCAGUUUUGUGUUUUCAAUCUUAAGGUCAGUGUCUACUAGAGACCACUUCAUCCUACUCUGUGAGUCCGGGCCAAGGGUGACAUAGGUAGCAUUACGUUGGCGUUACAUAAGGGUUGGUUUUGCUUUGCAAAUGACACCUUAUUUAGGGAAAAGGUUGUCAUUUGACAUGCUGCCUGUGUCUCAGUCCCCUCAUCAAACUUAAGGAGAACUCCAUUCAAUACAUGAUACAUAUCAGCUAGUCCGGUGGUCACCAAACUUUUCUGAGUCAAGAUCUCUUUUACAGUCAAAAAGCAAGCCGAGAUCUACCACUUAGAUUUUUUACAUUACUUAAAAAAUGUAACAUUAACUCAAUAGUUAUGUAGGAAUGAGGUUCUGGCAGCAGGUCUAAUACAUUCUCACAGCAUAUUGGCUAUAUGCCUGGACUGCCAAUAUUGUUCUUCUCAGACCAAAUAAUUUUUCACAACUUGAACUUUGAUAACAAAAUAGAUCAGUUGAUGUAGCACUUGCAAGGCACCCCUAGGGCUGUGGCGGUCAUGACAUUUCAUCAGCUGUGAUUGUCAAGCAAAUAACUGUCGGCCUCAUGGUAAUUGACCUUAAAUUAACAAACACAUUUAACAUCUCCUGACUUCCACACACAGCCUACAAGCCAUUUAAAAUGUCUAAUAAAUCCAUGUAAUAUAGCCUACACCUCCACAAUAAAUCCAUUAUUUAUUUUAGACAGAUCUAAAGAAGCAUGAUAUGAAGAAAUUGUAUUCUAUUUCACAAUACAAUAAUAGCAUACUGCUGAUGUGUCUGACAAAUAGCUGUUGGCUACACUAGUUAAUUUAGCAGACAAGAUUCGUUUAUAAUUCCGUGGUGUUAUAUUAUUUUAUAGUAUGAAGAAUACAAUUUUACAAAACUGAAUAAAAUUAUACAUAUUUUCUCCAAAUGAUUUGAGGGAGUGUGCACAUGCGGCUGUUCUGUGUUGAGCGUUAACAAAGAAAUAGGUACUCCUAUAUUGCCUAAUUUAGAGUUAUUUAUGUAACUUUGGGCUGGCUUUAUGUUUAGAUUUUUAAUACAUGGUAAGGUCGCAUGAUGCAACUUUAAAUCUCUGCUUUGUUUUUUUGCGCAGGCUGAACACAGUCUCUCAUUCACAAUUUGACAACGCCUAGAAGUUCAUGGCGGCAUCCCCUUUGUGGCCGUAAUGCAUCCUAUAAAAACCCAUGCCUUUUGUGGCCGGGAGUGCUGCUUUGUGCCCUUCUCCCUGAGUCUGCUGCGCAAUCCGAAACGUAUCUCUCACACGGCUCUGACACACCAGAGACGCAAUUGUGCGUGUCCUUAUCCAAUUACGAAGUGCAUAUUGAAGAUAUUGGAAGAACUGUCCACAUUUUCUUUUCAUCAGCCAACAAGAUGAGUAAGCCUAACGAAAAUCACUAGCAUAUGUCAAUGUAUGUCAUCCCCAUAGUACAAAAGCCGACCUAUUCUAUGCGAGAAAUGAAUAUUCCAAGCAUAGUCUGGGACAGUUGUGGGAUGCGAUAGAUCCCAAUUUAAUAUAACCACUAGCAUAAAAAAAACGUUUUUAUGCAAUGUGGCUGACGCAACAGAUCAGAACAUAUAGCUUAAAAUGUUAAUAAACUAUUAGGCUAUUUUUUUCCACAUUAUAACCGCAGCAAUGCGCACAUGGUAAUAGGCAAUAAGCGCAAAUGUUCCAUUAGCGGGAAACAAUAUUAUCAAAAGUGACCGCAAAUGCAAAUAUACAUGUAAUGCUUUUACUAUAAAGGUGCAUUUUAAUGGUGAAAACUGGAAACUCACGCGCUGCUUGUAAAUGCCAUUUAGGCUCUACACCCCUUGUAAAGGUGAUUAAUAUGUUUAAUUUUAAGUUAUUUGACCACUUUAGUUGUGAUUCAACCCGUAUUAAAACAUAUAGGCCUAUGGGCUAGACUACACGAGGUGUGCGAAUAUGAUUGAACAAGUCGCAACAAAAAAAAGUAUUUGUUUCUUAUGCUGGGCAUCAUUCACAAGUGAUAAUAUAUCAUUCACACGUGAUAAGCUAAUAUUGUCACCCAUCAGACUAUUCUUGAUUUAAUCUUGUCUUUACAUAUACUAAAUAAUAUAUGUGACAUUAGUUUUGCUUUAGAAUGGACCAUUAUCAUGCACAUGGAUUGAAACGGGGCAGCAGGAAAAAAUCUCACGCAAUUGCAUAGCCUGUUGCACAACAUGAGCUCAUGGGCUCUCAUGAAGUGUUUGAUUAGAUCUUUGAAUAUAUUUGCAUUGAUGUUUAAGUGAUUAGAGGGACAAUAGAGUGCUGAGGACCAGGUAGUUAUCAAGUUUGGUAGGCUACUAAUGACCAUCAGCAGCAUCAGAACUUGGAGAAGCCUAAUUACCGUGACUAAACGGUCAUGUGGAAUUUGACUGCCUUCAUGACAUACGGUCACCGCAACAGCCCUAGGCACAGUUGAGCAUAUAUUUUAGAAUUUGCUUUAUUAUUUUACUGGACGUAUGGUACCUGCAUCUGAUGGUCAUGGUGCUUUCACGACAACUGGGAACUCGGAAAAAUCGAGGUCAAAUCAUGACGUCAGUGAAUUUCAGGUCGUAAUGUCGGAGCACUGAAAGAUGCUGGAGUUACAGAGUUGGAUUACCGUUCAAAACGAUUUUCCCCAGUUGGAUCUCGUUUUUUUCCGAGUUCCGGGAAGUCUGAGAUUUCAGUUCUUUUGUAAAAGCGGUAUUAGUCUCAAGGGAGGGAGAGAGCAGCAGAGGGUCUGCCUCUCACGGUUCCUGCUCUCUCCUUUCCUCAGACCAGAGAGAGGGGACAUACUCUUUCAACUGAUGGCGAAACUCAAGUUGCAUCUGCCUCAGGCACAAAUUCUUGUUGUUCCUAUGACCAAAGAAAGUGAAAUACUCCUCGAUAUUAAAAUAUACACUAUGAGCUGCUAAUAAUAAUAAAAUGCAGGGCUAUCGAUACACUUGGCUACUCAUUCAUUGCAGCUGCAGUGUGAGUGGAAGAGGAGAGAAGAGUGUUUAAUGUUUUGUAAUAGUUUUGAAUUAAAACAGUGUUGACAGUGCUGAAUAAAACUUAGACAUGAACUCACUCAUAAAAACAGCAGUUCUUUGCUGCAUUCUUUGACCGUCUCUCUCUGGACAUGGUUUUAAAAGUUAUGAAAUCUAGGGCCUCUCGAGUAACGCAGCGGUCUAAGGCACCGCAUCGCAGUGCUAGAGGCGUCACUACAGAUCCGGGUUCGAUCACAACCGGCUGUGAUUGGGAGUCACAUAGAGCGGCGCACAAUUGGCCCAGCUUCGUCCUGGUUAGGGGAGGGUUUGACUGGGAGGCGCUUUACUUGGCUUAUCGCGCUCUAAGGGCUCCUUGUGGCAGGCCGGGUGCCUGCAGGCUGACCUCAGUCAUCAGGUGAACGGUGUUUCCUCCGACACAUUGGUGCGGCUGGCUUUCGGGUUAAGCGGGCGGGUGUCAAGAAGCGUGGUUUGGCAGGUCAUGUUUCGGAAGACGCAUGACUCGACCUUCGCCUCCCGAGCCCAUUGGGGAGUUGCAGCGAUGAGACAAGAUCGAAAUUGGGGAGAAGAAAGGGGGUAAAAUACACACAAAAAAGGUAUGAAAUCUCACAUAGGCUAGUAUUAAACUUUGCUGUGGGCGGGGUCGUGAAAGCUGUAGGUAGGCACGGUGAUUUGAGCUAUCUGAUUAUCUCCCGGUCCACCAAGUAGGCAGAGUUUGUAUUUUCAGACAAACAAGACAAGGCUUCUUUCUGUAUAAUAUAAUAUAUGCCAUUUAGCAGACGCUUUUAUCCAAAGCGACUUACAGUCAUGUGCGCAUA